Messenger RNA from Alnus glutinosa, 696 nucleotides. RefSeq lists its product as uncharacterized. Lineage: Eukaryota; Viridiplantae; Streptophyta; Magnoliopsida; Fagales; Betulaceae. The transcript has a single exon. Gene Ontology annotation, cellular component: cytochrome b6f complex. The coding region runs from base 230 to 598 and encodes 122 amino acids. The record is from RefSeq and is a predicted model, not a curated record.
UCGUGGCCACCAUAAAUUUAGUUUAAAAAAGUGCACAAUAUUUUGAUUUUCUCUAGUCUGCGUCGCUUGUCCACCAACCAUCCUCUCCCCCCAUCUUAUCCAUUUUCUCCCAUCCCUCCCCAUAUCUUUUGCUGCCCUCACUCUCUCCUUGUACUUCCCUUGAUAUUCUUUUCUGAUUUUAUUUAGUGUUUGUGUAAUUGUCUUAGAUCCUUUCUCUUUUCAGAUAAUAAUGGCUACCCUGUCUCCGGCCACCAUUACUGCAACGGCCACUACCACCAUUGCCAACUCUAGGAGGAGGAGGAACAAUGUGCAUUACAUAACAGGGCUGAACUCUUUUGGUGGGCUCAAGGCUCACAACAGCGUGGCCUCACUUGGUCUUCCUGUAUGCACCCAGCAGUCCUUUGCAAAGGUGGUGAGCUCCCUGAAGCUUCCAUCACAAGGCAAUGGCGGCAGAGGUGGAGGAGCUCUAUCUUCUACCUGUAAUGCUGCUGCUGAGAUAUUCAGGAUUGCAGUAAUCAUGAAUGGGCUCACUCUUGUUGGAGUUGCAGUGGGGUUCGUUCUUCUACGAAUCGAAGCGUUUGUUGAAGAGGCCGAGUGAGAAUUUUAGGAGCCUUCGCUUGUUUUAUGCUUUUGUUCAUCAAGAUUGUAUCUUUCUUCAUGAAUUCUUCAAUUUAUGUAUUGGAUAUUUAAAACAAA